This is a messenger RNA of Exophiala oligosperma, 1971 nucleotides long. RefSeq lists its product as uncharacterized. The record is from RefSeq and is a predicted model, not a curated record. NCBI's taxonomy places the organism in Eukaryota, Fungi, Ascomycota, Eurotiomycetes, Chaetothyriales, Herpotrichiellaceae. Gene Ontology annotation, cellular component: endoplasmic reticulum membrane. Bases 428 to 1585 code for a protein of 385 amino acids. The transcript has 3 exons. Gene Ontology annotation, molecular function: GTPase activator activity. Gene Ontology annotation, biological process: positive regulation of GTPase activity; endoplasmic reticulum to Golgi vesicle-mediated transport.
CAACUUUCCGGAUGAACAAGCAAGCAGUGUAUCCUUGUGCAAAAUAGACCCAUUGAGAGGGAAUGGAAAGAGCUCAUUAGCUGAUGCAACACAAAGCUUCAACACCUUGACACAGCCAGGCUGAACCUUUCGUGUUACCUGUCAUCUUCACCAGGCUUCCUUAGAAUCAUCCCCAGACAGCCGUUGGCAUCAUCUGCUGUGCCACAAGAGUGUCGCUUUCCUUGAGUCUAUUUCAAUUUCAACUCAAAGAGCGGCGAGCUCUCCCACUCUGCCUGCAACCUGGUCUCCUUUCAGCUUAGACGGCUUGCCAUGGCAGAGGUACGCUCCAAAUAAGGUCCGGUGCAUAUUCAAUGCAUUACAUUGAUAUCAGCCCUAUUGAACAGACACCUGUCAAUCAAAGCAGCCUGCGUAGGGGUCUGCAGCAUCAAUGGAUCAAUACCAAAAUGAAAAGUGCCGAGCCAUUGAAGACGCCUGCAAGCAGGGUGACCUCAGCACUCUAGUCAAGCUUGCAACUUCGACCGGUGGCCUUUUGACCGAUGAAGCUCGCCGGCAAGCUUGGCCGAUUUUAUUGGGUUGCAACCCUCAAUCUCGAGACGCGGCACAAGAACAGGCAAGCCAGACAUGGGGGAAACUACCCCGGCAUCCAGACGAAGACCAGGUGCAGCUCGACGUCGAUCGCGCCUUUGUUUACUACCCGAAAGAUGAAUCUGAACAAUCUCUCGAUAGGCGGAAAACGGAACUUUCCAAUCUCAUUGUCUCGACACUGAGAAGCCACCCAAUACUCUCGUACUUCCAAAGCUAUCACGAUGUUGUACAAGUACUUCUUCUUGUGCUUGGGGAAUCAAGUGCCGCUGUUGCCGUACCACGGAUAUCUCUGAUGAGACUUCGUGACUACAUGCUUCCGACAAUAUCUCCUGCAAGAAAACACUUUGAAAUUGUCUCAGCCAUCGUCAAGUCUGCGGAUCCCGAGCUAGCCGACCACAUCGCCGAGGCCGAGAAUAGCUUCGCACUCUCAGCAACUCAUUCCUUGUUCGCCCACGACAUUCAAGACUACGGAGAUAUUGCUCGAAUGUACGAUUUCCUCCUGGCCCACGAACCAGUCAUGAGCCUCUACUUGUUCGCCGCCGUGACAAUCUCGAGGCGGUCUGAGUUGUUCGAGAUGCCUGCUGAUCAGUCCGACAUAUUGACCUUUGUAAUAUCCAAGCUGCCACAAACUCUCGAUAUUGACGCAUUGGUCGAAAACACCUUGACCCUGUUUGAAAAACACCCACCAAAUCGUCUACGAGGUUUCGUUUGGUGGCGUCUGUCACAGCUCAGUGUCCUCAAAACAUCGCGUCAGGGUGGUCAACGCCAAAGUUUGCAGGAGGCAGAAGAUCUAGCCCGGAAACAAAUCGAGCAGCUACGCCGAGAAGAAGUAUUGCAGAAGAGGAUGAGGUUAUUGGCGACGUACAGACGGCCGGUCCUCUCACUGACCGCUGCUUUGCUGGUAGGAACAAUGUCCUACUGGAUGAGGCGAAGUGGGCAAGACAGACACAUGUGGUCUAUACUGUCGUCGAUAAUCGACCAUCUGCGCAGCCCGAGCUGAGAGAAACACGUCACAGUCCAGACCAAAUCUUCUUCACCAAUGCACCACCAACUAAGAAAUGCGUCGAAGCCUAGGUGUCGUGAAAAGUACUUCGCCAAUAUACGAGACCAGACAGGACAAGGACAACAGGACCCAAUAGAUGAAAAAGGGAUCAUGGUCUUGCUUGUUACCACAAUCUACGACAUAUUUUCUGAGAAAUAACUGUCGAGCAAUCUAACAUGUGAAAUCGCCCCAAACCCUCUGGUCGAGGCCUGACCAGACACUCGGAGACUCAGUGGCGGUGAACCAUGAUAGUCGAACCCUCAGAAUUGAUCCUCCUUAUGUACAAUAACGCCUUUUUAUUCUCAUAGCUUGUCAGUUAAAUACACUACAGCACAAAUAAUUUG